CGGUUAGUUGCGCGCACCUAUAAAAGACCGAUCUGCACCCUCACCAUUUUUGCAACAACUUAAUUUAAAAUGGAACAAAAGCUUACCAAUUUUCUUUUUAUCCUCUUUCUCUCACUUCUAGCAUUAUCUCACGGUAGCGAUCACCUCCGUCUGGGGAAAUCAAGUUUCCCCUCGUUACAGGCAGAGAAGCUAAUUAGAGAACUGAAUUUGCUACCGGAGAAAGACGUUAACGUUAUCGACCGCAGAGAUGACGGCGUUUAUGAUGGUGUUGACGGAGGGGGAAGAAUUGUAGAGAAGCGAAUUAAGUUUCCGAAUGUUGAAGGUGAUUAUGGAGCAGUUUCUGUUGAGGAUUUAGGGCAUCAUGCUGGUUAUUAUAAAAUCGCUAACUCUCACUCCGCCAGAAUGUUUUAUUUAUUUUUCGAAUCAAGAAACAAGAAGAAGGAAGAUCCAGUGGUGAUAUGGUUGACAGGUGGCCCAGGUUGUAGUAGUGAAUUGGCAAUGUUUUAUGAGAAUGGCCCUUUUGCUAUUGCUGACAAUAUGUCUCUUGUUUGGAAUCCCUAUGGUUGGGACAAGGCAUCAAAUCUUCUGUAUGUUGAUCAACCUAUUGGGACUGGGUUCAGUUAUAGUUCUGAUAGACGCGACAUUCGUCACAAUGAGGAGGGAGUUAGUAAUGACCUUUAUGAUUUCUUACAGGCCUUCUUUGUGGAGCAUCCUGAACUUGUAAAGAAUGACUUCUACAUAACUGGAGAAUCAUAUGCUGGCCACUAUAUUCCUGCUUUUGCUGCUCGAGUUCACAGUGGAAACAAAGCUAAAGAAGGCAUUCAUAUAAACCUCAAGGGGUUUGCCAUUGGAAAUGGGCUUACUGAUCCUGCAAUCCAGUACAAAGCUUACACAGAUUACGCAUUGGAUAUGGGUUUAAUUACAAAAACUGAUUAUGCUCGUAUUGGCAAGGUGAUUCCAGUGUGUGAAAUGGCAAUAAAACUAUGUGGUACUGAUGGUACGCUCUCCUGCAUGGCAUCAUAUUUUGUUUGCAACACUAUAUUCUCUAGCAUCAUGGCACGUGCUGGUGAUAUUAAUCACUAUGAUAUCAGAAAGAAAUGCGUGGGGAGCCUCUGCUAUGACUUCUCAAACAUGGAGAAAUUUCUGAAUCAGAAAUCAGUUAGGGAUGCGCUUGGUGUUGGAGAUAUAGACUUCGUGUCCUGUAGCCCGACAGUGUAUCAGGCUAUGCUGAUGGACUGGAUGAGGAAUCUUGAAGCAGGCAUUCCUGCUCUCCUUGAGGAUGGAAUCCAGUUGCUUGUCUAUGCAGGAGAAUAUGAUCUUAUCUGCAACUGGCUUGGAAAUUCAAGAUGGGUUCAUGCUAUGGAAUGGUCAGGUCAGAAAGCCUUCGGGGCAUCUCCUGAAGUUCCUUUCACUGUUGACAACUCAGAAGCUGGAGUAUUAAGAAGUUAUGGGCCUCUUGCUUUCCUCAAGGUCCACGAUGCAGGGCACAUGGUUCCCAUGGACCAGCCUAAGGCUGCAUUAGAGAUGCUGAAGAGGUGGACUCAAGGCAAACUGUCCGAGGCCCUGACGCAACCUGGAAAAUUGGUUGCUGAGAUGUAGUCAGCUAUCAUUUGGCUGUAAGAGCUUCCAGCAAAGAGAAAAAGACACAAAAAGACAAAAAGAUAUAAAAUUUUAUGUGGCUUUCAUGGAUGUUUUCAAAUGUGGGUGUAAAUAUUUGUUGUUGGCUCAAACAGGGUGGUGUUAGAUAAAGUAGUGUGUUGGUGGAAUCUAAGAUCUUACUAAAUGCUCGAUUGAUAGAGAAUGUUUAUGCUCAUGUGAUGUUCUGUUUAUAUAACUAGUAUCAAGUGAUAAGCUUGUGGGUUGGGCGAGUUUAA
Molecule: messenger RNA, 1874 nt
Organism: Ricinus communis (castor bean)
Lineage: Eukaryota; Viridiplantae; Streptophyta; Magnoliopsida; Malpighiales; Euphorbiaceae
Product: serine carboxypeptidase-like
Exons: 9
Coding region: 70-1599 (509 amino acids)
Biological process (GO): proteolysis
Cellular component (GO): vacuole
Molecular function (GO): serine-type carboxypeptidase activity
Source: RefSeq, a predicted model, not a curated record